Mobula hypostoma (lesser devil ray) is the source of this 2589-nucleotide messenger RNA. RefSeq names its product signal-transducing adaptor protein 1-like. Bases 1 to 870 code for a protein of 289 amino acids. Gene Ontology annotation, molecular function: signaling adaptor activity. The record is from RefSeq and is a predicted model, not a curated record. NCBI's taxonomy places the organism in Eukaryota, Metazoa, Chordata, Chondrichthyes, Myliobatiformes, Myliobatidae. The transcript has 11 exons.
AUGUCGCAGGCUGAAAACAUUGAAACUAGAGAAGAAUGGAAAGGUUAUAUCUUUGUGGUCACCCAGCUGGAGGUUCCCAGUACUUUGUCACUGCUGCCUGGGCAGGUGCUGCACCUGAAAGAAGUGGCUGUACGAGAGAAAGACCGUCAGUAUACUGCACCAAGCGAACAAGAAUCACAGUGUUUUUUGGUAGAAAAACCUGAUCCAGAGGUGUAUGAUGAUUUAUUGAACACAAUGCCAGAGUGCUUCUAUAAAGUGUCUCGCAAUGAAGCUGAAGCUAUGCUGGAAAGGCACCCUGAGAACGGUAGUCUGAUAAUAAGGCCUUCAACUGAGAGUUCAAACUACUCUGUCAGUAUUAUGACCACACAAAACAGUAAAGGAGUCAUAAAACAUUACAAAGUGACGAAUGAGGAUCGUGGAUUUGUCAUUGAGCUGGAAAAUCCAGUCACAUACUCAACCCUUCAAGAAGUUGUUUGUCAUUUUAUAAAAGUGACCAAUGGAGUUUUGAAACCAUACCUUGAUUCCAAACAGUAUGCCAACAAAAUUGAGAUGUCCAAAGAUGAAUGUACGAAGGUACAAAAGAGGCCGACGCCAAUGUCAAAAGUAGCUCCAAUUCAGCGUCUCUCAGUGUCCCCAUCUGAAUAUCCAGGAGCCAGUCGCAGAGGCCCAGCCAAAGAAGCAUCUGAACCUAACUAUAUGAAUAAUGAAAUUCUUGAAAAACUGAACCACUUGAACCUAGCAGAUGACAAGCCACCCAGUUACACUGCUCCAAAACCAUGGUGCCUACAGCAUCGUACCACCGGUGAAGAUGAAACAAGUGAACUUAUGGCAAAGCUGAUGAAGAGACGGGAAAGAAUGGGAGAUGAUUAGUAAACACGAUGCACACUUCCAAGAAUAUUAUUACAACAAGCCCUUGUCUUAUUAAAUUAGCAAAUGUUAGCAUGUUUGCAGUGUACUUAAGUCAAAAAUUACUAAUCUUUUAGCACAAAAACUUUAGAAGUGAUAGGAAUAAUCAAAGGAAGUAAUUCACAGAGUUAUAAGUUUCACUAAAUUACUUUUGUUUUGAAGCUGAUCCGCAUAAAAAUCCGAUUUUUGAAGUUAUUUCAGUUUUUUUACUUUGAAAUAUUUCUAACAUUUUUUUCUGUUAUAUUCAAAAACAGAAUUACAGAACAUCUAUGAUUGCCUUUAUUCGCUGAGAUUUUAAUUGAAAAAGCUUCUAAUCUCUAAAAUUUGGAUUAGCUGUUAACCAACACUGUGAAUCUGGAAUUGUAAAGGAAGUGCUAGAAUGGGAAGUGUUCCUUAUAUUAGAGCUCAAAGAAUACACUGCAUACAUCAUUGCAGAUGUUUGAUAACAUAAUUUUAAAAGUACAACACAAAAGCAGAAAUAAUUUCUAAGUACAAAUUAUCUUUUACUUUAAAAAGUUACUUUGGAAGUCUCACCAGAGUGAACAAUUUCAACACAACACUGAUUCAAACAGUAAAUAUUAGCAGAUAUUAAUGAAGUUGAUUGAUGAGAAACGUAUGGCAAGAGGGACAAUUUUAAGAUUAUAUCAAGAGUCCAAUAAGGGCAGCAUGUUUCUAUUAGAGUGAAGGGGAAACUCAUCUUGUCCCAUCAUGCCAAGCACUGGCGCUCCUCUGCUGCUGUUCACAUUGCGGACACAUAACUGUGUCACAGCAUCAAGCUCAAACUAUGUCAUCAGGUUUGCAGAUGACACAACAAUGGGUGGUUUCAUCGAGAAUAAUGACGAGAUGGAGUAUAGGGAGGAAGUGGAGUGGCUGGCGAAUUGGUGUGAGAAGAACAUUUUAAGCUUGAAUGUGGAGAAGACAAAAGAAAUCAUUGUUGACUUCAGAAAGGUGCAGGCGAACCAUCCUCCUCUGCGAAUCCAUGGCUCCCCACAUAGAGAGAGUUAAGUGCACCAAGUUCCUGGGAGUUCACAUCACAGAUGACCUUACCUGGUCCCUUCAUAUCACCUCCCUGAACAAGAAGGCACAGCAGUGCCUCCAGUUCCUCAGCAGGUUGAGGUAAGCAAGGCUCCCCCUUCCCCAUCAUAAUUGCAUUUUACCUCUAUCCGGUAGGGGAGCAGUCCAGCAUUGGACUAGAAGUCCUUACAAAGGACUGUGAGAACAGCUGAGGGGAUCAUAGGGUCUGCCUACCAUCCGUCAGGGUGAUUUAUCAGGAGUGCUGCAUAUGCAGGGGCCCUGAGUGUUAUUAAGGAUCCCAUCCACCUAUCCAACAUCCUGUUUGACUUUCUACCAUUAGGCAGGAGACUACAAAGCUUAAAAACCAGAACAGUCAGGAAGGGAAGCAGCUUCUUCCCCCAGGCCAUUAGGCUUCUGAACUCCCGGCCGCAUCAUAUUCGAAGUGUCGCUGAUUAAUCUGUUCCGUACUUCACAAUAUUUAAUAUUAAUGCACUUUAAUUUGGUAUCUAUGUGUGAUUCAUCUGUAUGCUUUAUCCUUACCUUCAUAAAUACUCGUGUGUUAUGUGUACAACUGUGCUUUACACACUGGCUCGAAGAAACGUUCUCUCGUUUCUAUAUAUAUGAUAUGGUAGUAUAUGUUAUAUACAUGUAUAUGGUUAAAUGACAAUA